ACUGAAGCUUAUAUUUCCCCUUGACGACGGUUUUGAAAGUUUUUAAUUGGGAAUCAAAUGCCUCUAAAGAGUAAAGCUAGCUUUUUGGAGGCAUAUAAUAGCCUGACGGACAAACAUUUAAUUAACUAUUUCUCUACAUCUCGGAUGAGGCGACAUCUUAUAAAUAAUGGAUUGAUUACAGAGAACGGUGAAGUCAUACCGGAAUCAGAAUACAAGGAAACAAAAAUUCGCGAAAAUCUAAAGCGCGCUUUUUUAGAAGUUAUCGCUCAUAAUAUUGUUGAAAAAUCUCUGGAAGAGGAACGUUUACGUCAGGGAAAAUUACUAAGAGAUUUAGAAGAAAUAUGUCGCCUAAACAGAAUCAGAAAGUUAAAAGAAGAUCGUCGACAACUUUCAGAAGAAGCACCGUUAUCUAAGUUAGUAGUGAACAGUCCAAGAUCAGUAGAGAAAUUCGAACUUUUAAAAACCUACCACCCAAAUAAUAUGGCAAAUCAACCAAACUUUAAAAAGACAACUCCACAGAAAAGAAAAUAUUCUCAAAAGAGAAAACAGUGUAAUUAUCAAAUCGAUAUGUCAGCGAUGAUGCCUUAUUCAUCAAACCAACAUAAUCAACAACAAAAGUCCCCCCCAUUGCAUAGAUCAUUAAGUUGUUCAAAUAGAAAAGUACAAACUGGACACUAUUCAGACCGUAAUAAUCAUCAUCAAUCUAAUGAAAGAGAUAUUCAAUUCGAUCAACAACAUACAAGAAUAAAUGAUGAUGUCUAUCAUCAUCAUCAUGUCAAGAAAACUAAUAAACAUGAUUUGGCUAAUACUGAUUAUCAAACUCCUCCAAGGCACGUUAAUGAGUACAAUAUUGAUCGAAAUAAUAACAAACAAGUUGGAAAAUUACGAAAAUUAUCCAAUAGUUAUAGACAAUUGCCUCAGAAUAAAUUAAAACAAACUUCAUGUAUUGUCAAAUUCAUGUAUCUUGGUGUAUCACGUACAGAGGAGUCGAAAAUACAACAACAUCCGAUUAUUGAUCAACAAAGAAAUCAACAAGAAAGAACAAAUUUAAUGAAUAAUAAUAAUAAUAAUCAAUUAUUGUCACGUUUAAUCACCGUAAUUCAACAGCCGAAUGGUGGCAAUACACAUACUGUUUUCAAAGGUCUACUUCAACCUGGUGAUAUUUUUCAGAUUAUUUCGAAGCGUGUAUAUGGUUUUCCAUUUUCACUAACUUUUUACGUCGAUGGUACACAGGAUACACGUAUUAGUGCAUGUUGUGAAUAUCGAUAUAGGCAAGGAGCUCGUGUUGGUGGUAAACAUGGCCAUUUUAUCUAUUUUUCUGUUGAAGGUUCAUUUCCAUGCUACAAAUGUAAAGCACUUAAAAAACUAAGACAACAACAAGCGAAAAUGAAAAGAAAACAAAAAAUCACCACUGAUGAGAAUAAUGACAGAAUACAGAAUACGGAAGUAGACGAAGAUGAUGAAACUAGUGAUGAUUCGAAAGCUUAUGAAGAUGAUUUUGAAACAGAAGACAUACAAAUUCAUAAAGAUGGCGAUGAUGAUUCAGUCAAUUUUAUUGAUGAACAAGAACAAGAAGAAGAAGAAGAAGGAGAAGAAGAAGAAACUAUAGAAGUUGUUCAUCCGUCAGGAAUAAAUCAAGUAGACAUAAUCAAACUGGAGACUGAAAAAACACAUUCACCUAAUCACAAUAUAGGUUUAGGUUCAGUUAAUGCUACGUCGACAAUUUCAAGGCACGAUUGCCAAGAAAAUUGUCAUUUACCUUCAACUCAGCUGGAAGUAACGGAAAAUUCUAAAGAAAUAGUAAAUCAUGAAGCUGAUGAUGGUGCAAUCAAUUUUAUGGAAUAUUUCAAAUCUGUUUUACAUUCACUUGUAUUGAAUGAAACAAAUAUUAAUGGUUGUUUACGAUGUAUCAUAUGGUUAAGUAUUACAUUGAAAAAUUGUGCGACUAUAAAAAAUAAUGGUGAUGUUGAUGAUGAUCAUGAUGAUGAGCAGAAGGAGAAGGCGAAAAGAGAAGACAAUAAUACACAAGAAUCAACUAAGAAAGAUCAAUUCUGUGAAGCAAUUAUUCGACAACAAGAUGAAGAAUUAAUGCGCCUUGUUUUACCAAAACCAAAAACUGGUAAUAAACGAAAACUACGCUGGCCAUUGAAUGAUUUGAAAAUCACUGAUAAAAUUAAAUAUGUUGAUUUUUGUAAUUUGUCGAAUGUUUUGUCGAUGCCACUAUCUGAUGUUGAAAAACUUGAACUUUGUUUAGAAAUACCAGAAGAGGAUAUCAUGUAUAAAUUUGUGGAACAUUCAGCAUUAACAAAUAUUCAUAUUAUAACAUUCAGAAAUCCUUUAAAAGUGAUUCUGGAAGAAGAUGAUGAUGAAAUGAAUAAUCACUACAUAUUACGACUUUUUUAUGAAUUAGAUGAUGGGUGCAAUAAUGAUGUAAGUAAUGAAAAUCCACCUGAAAAUAUCCAAGAUCAAUAUGAUGAUGAUGAGAAAUCAAGUGAUACAUCCCUUCCAAUAUCACCGUCAUUUACUGAAAAAAAUAUUGAGUCACCUGUAAAGAAAAACAAAAAUCCUCAUUCAUCAUCGUCAUCAUUAUCGUCGUUGUCGUCUUCUUCCUCCUCUUCUACAUCAUCUUCAUCAUCAACACCAAUUUGUCCACCUUCUUUAAAAAUGAAAACACUUGAGGUGAUCAUGCCGCCAAAUAUCUGUUCAAAUCAAUCCAAAAGUUCAUUGUCAUCAAUCAGUUUAAUGCCAUCAACAUUUGAAAAAGAAUCUGAACAUGAACUAACAAUUAUGGAAGAUAAAUCGAAUUGUUUUAGUUAUACUGACCAAAAUAAUGAAUCUCUAUGGAUACAUGAAAAUGAAAAUGUUGAAAAUUCUAUCGAAAAUACUAGUACUACUAACACUGUGAAUCAUGACAAUGCCAAGUGUAGUAGUAGUAGUGGUAAUAAUAAUAAUAGUAGUAGUCGUAGUAGUAGCCGUAGUCGUGGUGAAAUUUUGGAAAAUAAUUCUUCUUAA
Messenger RNA from Schistosoma turkestanicum, 3012 nucleotides. NCBI's taxonomy places the organism in Eukaryota, Metazoa, Platyhelminthes, Trematoda, Strigeidida, Schistosomatidae. The record is from the annotation of a GenBank genome assembly.